GCACGCUUUUAGAUUUUAGUUCUAGUCUUUCACAAUCACCUCUCUCACGCCACCGUACCCCGUCGUCACUCCGCUAAGCGCAGCCUUCCGGCCGCCGUGCGCUUACAGAAUCCGAAAUAACCGGGCGUAAUGAACGGCCAAACCAGCCACCCGCAACCAAAGGACGGCCGCCACGACGACGAUGCCGCACUGACGGAAUUCCUUGCUUCUCUAAUGGACUACACACCCACCAUACCUGAUGAAUUGGUGGAGCAUUACUUGGCGAAAAGUGGAUUCCAGUGCCCCGAUAUCCGAUUGACAAGGCUGGUUGCUGUGGCUACUCAGAAAUUCAUCGCUGACGUGGCAACGGAUGCUCUUCAGCAAUGCAAGGCAAGACAGUCGACUAUAAUCAAGGACAAAAGAGAUAAACAACAAAAGGAUAAGCGUCUGAUCUUGACAAUGGAGGAUCUUUCCAAGGCUCUGAGUGAGUAUGGUGUGAAUGUCAAACAUCAAGAAUACUUUGCCGACACUCCAUCUGCUGGUUUAGAUUCCCCUCCAAGAGACGAGUAAAACACACAAUGCCGUUUUUGAAGGUUUCGUUAAGUUGCUUUUGUUCUCUUAUCUACAUUAAUUCUCAUCAAAGUCAAAUUACUGGCUACUUUGAAUGUUUUGUGAUCGGGAGUUUAAUGAAUUUAGUAGAUUGUGAUUAGACUCGUGUAUUGCAUUUUUUUUUGUAAUGGUGUACUUCUAUAUACAUUAUCGUAUAUCGGUCAGAUUGUCGGAGAUUGUUUGUCUACUUAGACAUUCUUAGUUUAUCCAUCGACGUUUAUAA
Messenger RNA from Erythranthe guttata (spotted monkey flower), 811 nucleotides. RefSeq names its product TBP-associated factor II 15 (gene TAFII15). Gene Ontology annotation, molecular function: RNA polymerase II general transcription initiation factor activity; promoter-specific chromatin binding. The record is from RefSeq and is a predicted model, not a curated record. NCBI's taxonomy places the organism in Eukaryota, Viridiplantae, Streptophyta, Magnoliopsida, Lamiales, Phrymaceae. Gene Ontology annotation, cellular component: SAGA complex; nucleus; transcription factor TFIID complex. Gene Ontology annotation, biological process: transcription initiation at RNA polymerase II promoter.